AUGCCUAAAAUUAAUCUUAACGUUGUAAUUGUCUGCGGUUCUCAAGUCGUUGAUCUUCCUAAGUUCGUGGAUUUGCUGACUGAAUCUUACCUGCCCAACGUUUAAGUAACUUAGUAAAAUGGCUGUACUGUGACGAGAACUGUUUUAAAACCUAAUAACUUAGCGAUAUUUGAUGAAGUCAGCCAGCAAGAUCACGAUGGCUAAUUGAAUAAUGAUCUUACUAAUCUUAAUAACAGCAAUUAAAAAGAUAGUUUAAAGGGAUCCUUUAAGGGUGAAAAUAAUGAUUCUCGAAACUCAUUAGAUAAGUAUGAGCUAGAUAUUUGUUUCUGGGAUAUGAACCCUAAGGAGCAUCUUUGGUCUAGAUUGAAAUCUCUAGAGUUAUUCGAGACUGCUAAUAUACUUCUAAUGGUCUACAAUGCAGAUGACAGGGACUCUUAUGACAAGAUCAAGCAAAUCCAUGCAGAUUUCAAAGAACAAAACAAAGUGGGGGCUUAUCAAGUGCUCAUUUCUGUGAUCACAGCUGAUUUAAAGCUUAAGAAAACUUAGAAGGCAGUCAAGAAAACUGAAGCUUAAGAAUUUAUUGAGGAUGCGAAUAUCCCUUCGUACUUGGAAGUAAGACUCGAUAAUAAACAGAAUCUAGACAUUCUUGACUAGCAUUUAAGAAUAAUAAUGAAUCCACCAAUUAACAUGCUAGAUCACCCAGAGGAGGAUGACUAUCUAUAUAGACCAUUGUUUGAAGUUAUUCAACUUAAGAAGAUAAUCAAGAGGAAAAAGAAGAAGAAGGUUAAUGAAAAGUGGGUCAGUAGACUUUAUUACACUAAAACAGACUACUCAAUGAUAAGCAGAUCUAACCAGUCGACUUAUUCUUAGUAUUCAGAUACCUCGAGUAACUUCAAUUCAAGCAGGAUACUUCAUCCAAACAACAUACUUGAUAACUCAUUGAAUAGCAAUGGAGGAUUUAGCAUAUCAAAUAAAAAUUCAGCAACUAGAAAUAAAAAAUUAAACAAGAAUCCUAGUGCAUCCACAGUGCUUUAAAAGAUACCUGAAUAGUAAUUUUCGUAGGAGUCGUAUCAAGACUUGUAAUCGUAACUGCAGUAAAAUAAUCUUUAAUUCGUAAAGCAUCACUCAGUCAUAAACUUGUAAAUGCAUCAAUAACAAAACAAUGUAAGAGUUGCUGAAUUUUUACCAGAUAUCCAAGUUGAAAAUGAAGAUUUCAUUUAGCAACUUUAGAAAUAGACAACAAUCUAGGAAGAAGAGGAGUACGAUAGUUCGGAUCAUGAGAAUCAAGAACUAAAUGCUAAUUUUCAGAACCACUCAAAUUAACUUCAUCUUCAUUAAGGCAGUGAUGAUAAAAGAGUAUAAAAUAAUAGUGGAUCAAUUCUAAUUAAUCAAUUGAAUCCUGAGACAUUUUAAUUUGAGAGAACGAAUGCAAGAAGACAAACAAUGAAUUUCAAGGGACUUACAUCACCCCCUGAUAAAAAUUUGAGUAACUUCUCUCAGAUCUCUAGGAUUGAAGAGAAUAACUCAAAUUAUCAAUCAAAGCACCUUGACUAAUCUCCCCAUGCUGUUAAGUGCCCUUAUCAUGCUAAAACUUCAAGAUCUAAGUCGCCUGGGGAUAGAAAUGAAUUGCUCUAUCCAGACCUUAAGCAAUAUGUAGCUAAUAAUUUUAAAGCAGCAAAAGCUCAAAGAAAAAAUGAGAAAAGCGAUUCAAAACUUAAAUUUGACAUAAACUCUCCUUCUGUUUUUGAUAAAAAUGUAAAGCUUAGAAGAAGAGAUGCUUCAGAUAAUAAUAGAGGUGGGCCUAGAGAUAAGAGUCCAAUCCUUAACUUUAAGAAUUAAAAUAACAAAAAUGCAGCUAAUGCCAAUAAUAUCAUAGGAAGUCAGCCAACUCCAACAAGCAAAAGGGAUUCCUCUCCAAAUUUCUUAUCAAAGACUUAAAACACAACUCCUAAUUACUACAUACAUCCUACACUUUAAGAAUCAAAAAUAUCAAAAGGUGAUGACGAAAGAUUGGACGAGUUUCGAAAGAAGCUUUUAAGUCUACAGUCGAAUGCUACUACCAGUGGCACUACACACUAUAUACCUAGCAGUAAAAAUUAGCAUAAAACUAAGAAGACUGCAACCCAUGAGACGGUUUAUAUAUAAAGAGAUUAUAUACCUGUUGAGUAGCAUUAUAGUUAUAAACCUGAAAAAGACAGAGGUUAUGGUUGCCAAAACUGUAGUAUAUUCUGA
Molecule: messenger RNA, 2232 nt
Organism: Stylonychia lemnae
Lineage: Eukaryota; Ciliophora; Spirotrichea; Sporadotrichida; Oxytrichidae
Source: the annotation of a GenBank genome assembly